UGAUGAGCUUCAGUGAGUCUUCGCUGUGUUUUUUGAUCAAAUAGUUUCCUUAUUAWUGGCAUAAUGUAGUCGAUGGUGAUUAUACACGAUUGUGUAAGCUUUUAUUCCCAGUAGAUGUAUUAGAGUCAAGAUCAUGGCAGACUCGGAUGUUGACGUUGAAGCUGAUGAUGGGACUCUCAGUGAUGAAGCUUCAGUGUAYGAAUCAUGUACUGACAGUAAUGACAACAGUGAUGAUGACCAGGACGAAGAAAGCAAUGAUGAUGAUGACGAUGAUGAUGAUGAUGGUGAUGAGCAACAUGAACAGACAGAGGAUAAUGACCUUGAUGUAUCAUUAAAUGAUGAUGAUGAUAACCCUAACUCAAGCCAGUGUCCUGUUUGUCUCAUGACUCUUACUGGUCAACAGCUUGGUACACCUAAUAAUUGUGAUCAUGUCUUCUGUUUUCUCUGCAUCUCUGAAUGGUCUAAGAAUUCCAAUACUUGCCCAGUGGACAGAACAAAGUUUGAUGAAAUUCUAGUUCACACAACUAAGAAAGGACCAGUUAUUAAAAGGGUCAAGGUUGAAGAUAAAAAAGUUCUCACUGAUCAAGACUGGGAACAGGCACCAACAUACUGUGAGACAAGUCUUGAUGAGGGUGUUCCUGUAGCUGACUUGAUAUCAUCGUCAUCAGAAUCAAAGAAUUCUUCCCUAGAUCAUUCACCAGAGCAAUCACGUGAACAACAAUCACGUGAUCAUGGUCAUGUGGCUGAGAGAUCACGUGAUCUCUCGCAUGACGAUUUGCGUAAACAUUUGUCUGAACUUUCACGUCAUCGAGUUCACAAUCCACGUGAUUAUUCACGUGAUAGAUCACACAUUUCACGUGACUCUGGAGACUUCUCAUUUGGUCAUCCACGUAAAUAUAAAAGUGAUGAUCCGAUGAAGGAUUUUUCACGCGAUAACUCACGACAUUCACGUGACACUAUGGAUUUUAAACGUAAAUAUAAAGGCAAUAAUUCACGAUCUACACGUGAUUUGAAGGAUUUUUCACGUGAUCAUUCACGAGAUUUCUCAAAAGGUCAUUCUAGUGGUCAGCCAUCACGCAUCUCUCCUUCAUUGCGUGGAGAAUCUCCACCUUUAAUAACAUGUAAACAAAGAGAAUCAAGAAAAAUAUCUAGUUCGUCAUAUCAUGAACACUUCCAUCAUUCAACUGCUACUGCUGCUGAACAGGCAGCUAAUGUUGGUGACGUCGGGCAAUCACGUGACGGGGAUUUAUUGAGAGAAUUGCCACAUUUUGAUAUUCCACGCAUGUCAUCAAGUAGAUCGAGAGAAGUUGAAAUAAGCAGACCAUGUUUGUUGUCUCGAUUAGGCGACCCUUGCAUGUCAUCGGCUUCAUCUACGGAGACAUCUUCGUCACAAAGCCUUUCAUCGCGAUAUAAUCAUUCGUCAGAUUCUCCAACCGAGUCAAUGAUGGCUUCGAGAAGUGAUGUCAUGAARCCCCAGACGCUAUCAUCACGGUUCAGUAAUCAAUCACCUCGUGUUCCCAUGGCAACUAUAUCAAGUAGUGGUGACGUCAACAUGCGUCAAACUUUGUCGUCACGUUUUAGUGAUCCCUCAGUUUCACCUGUAGUUUCCACGGCAACUGCGACGUCGAGCAAACCACGCCUUAUCGAGUUCAAAUCGAAAAGUAACGAACUGGUAGCCAAUGUUGUUCCUGAUCGACAAAAACUUCCAACGCUCCCUUCGCUGGCAUCAAAUUCUACACUCCCGACCCUCCCACGGUUGAAAUCGUUUAAACCCAGCGAUAGUCAAUCGUCAUCACGUCCUAAGCUAAAAGGACUAUCAACAUCAAGAGAUAAAMAGACUUUCGACGGUUACCCUAAACCUGAUAGCAGCUAUCGACAGAACCUUGCUAUAAUUGAUAUGCUGAGGGCUAAAAAAUCGACUUUAAAGGCAGAAAUAAAAAAAGAUGAUGUGACACCUGUCACUCAMGCCCGUCAGACAUCAACUGAGGGUUAUUCAAAACUACCGCCGUCUUUCACCCAAACAGAACUCAACCAUACGCAUAGCGAUGCGAAUUUCCAUCGACCAAAAUUAUCUUCUUUGCUGUGUCAAUCUUCACGAAAAAGCUGUCUUCCUGUGGCUAUUGUUAGACCAAGAACAGCCGACUGCGAAAGUGAAGUCUCUUUAAAGGCUGAAGCCAAGCGCGAGCUCGGGACAUCAACAGGUUCUGCUGGGAUUUCGAACGUCAGUUCACGUGGAGGUGCUAGUAUUUCUUCUGAUGACGAUGAAAGACUUCAUAAUCGACGGAAGGUCAAUGAAUCGAGUCAGGAUGUGAACUACCUGCGUAUUGCUGAUUUGGUUAAAAAGUACGUCAAGAAAUACAAAGGACUUCGAAUACAGAGCGGGCAAAUAAUGACGUCAGAAUGA
This is a messenger RNA of Exaiptasia diaphana, 2404 nucleotides long. RefSeq names its product eisosome protein SEG2. The coding region runs from base 134 to 2404 and encodes 756 amino acids. The record is from RefSeq and is a predicted model, not a curated record. NCBI's taxonomy places the organism in Eukaryota, Metazoa, Cnidaria, Anthozoa, Actiniaria, Aiptasiidae. The transcript has 8 exons.